This is a messenger RNA of Perca fluviatilis (European perch), 3308 nucleotides long. Its product is annotated as phospholipase ABHD3-like. NCBI's taxonomy places the organism in Eukaryota, Metazoa, Chordata, Actinopteri, Perciformes, Percidae. The transcript is spliced from 9 exons. Bases 427 to 1659 code for a protein of 410 amino acids. The record is from RefSeq and is a predicted model, not a curated record. Gene Ontology annotation, biological process: medium-chain fatty acid catabolic process; medium-chain fatty acid biosynthetic process. Gene Ontology annotation, molecular function: monoacylglycerol lipase activity; acetylesterase activity.
UAUUUGUAGUCAAUCUGUGGAUGCCCCCUAACUUGCCCUAUGCUUUCUCCAUGUUGAAGCUAACGGACAAUAACAUGAGGCGGACAUUGACGUUGGUGCUGUCGCUUUAAACAUAUCUGAGAACCAGGAAGCAGCAGCUCCUGGAAAAACACCGCUGAAUAAAAGCCUGCAGGUGGUGGAUAACGUUACCGAUACCGGGCCCGGCUCCCAUUACAGCCAGAGGUGGUGUGACUGUAACACAUCUUUAACGUUAGAUGAUGAUGAUAAAGGUUGUCGGGCAUUACUGUACCUAACGUUAACGUUACAUGUCUUGCUGUCAGUUGUCUGUUCCGUUGUGUCGGUUAAGGAGUCAUUUACCGUUACAUACCGUGAGCUAGCAGGUUAGCUCUAUUCUGUAGCUAACGUUUACUUGUGUGGCAAAAAGCCAUGUUUGUAUCACAUUUGGAACUGUGGAGAACAUAUUGGGAGUGUUCCAGACCUUACACGGUGUACAUCUGCUCCGUCACGGCCGCACUGUACUAUCUGUGGGGCCGCAAGUCUCAGGCACCAGCCCUGGUUUCUAGCAAGGCUUUUAGCGCAUUCCUCCACAAGCACUGUCCUGUUGUGGCUGAGCGCUUCAGUCCCACUCCGUGGUGCUGGGGAGGCCGGCUUCAAACCCUGGUCUGUGCCCUCCUCAAGUCCAGACCCCCCGUCACUUAUCGCAAUGAGCUGAUCCGUACGGUUGACGGGGGUCAGAUCUCUCUGGACUGGGUGGACAAUUGGGAGAGUGCAAGCUACCCAGAAUCCUCUACCCGCCCCACAGUAUUGAUCCUCCCAGGCCUGACCGGCAACAGCAAGCAGUCAUAUGUGCUCCAUACCAUUAGCCAGGCCACCCGCCGCGGCUACAGGUCAGUUGUGCUCCUCAUCUAUGUGUGGUUCAACAACAGAGGGCUUGGAGGGGAAGAGUUGUUGACGCCUGUCACCUACUGUGCAGCCAAUACCUCAGAUCUAGAGCGUGUGGUGCACCAUGUCAAAGGACUUUACCCACAUGCCCCUGUGCUUGGUGCUGGUGUGUCUAUGGGAGGCAUGUUAUUAUUGAACUACCUGGCCCGUAAGCGUACAGAGUCAGGGAUGGUAGCGGGUUUCACCAUCUCUGUCCCCUGGAAUGCACUGAAGUCCGCUGCCUCAAUGGAAGAACCACUCAACUGGCUGCUCUUCAACAAAUACCUCACGAGCGGCCUGUGUCAUGCUGUUACCAGGCACAGGAAGGUUCUGGAGGAAGUAGCGGACAUUGACUAUGUCUUGAAGGCGCAGACUAUCCGUGAGUUUGACGAACGCUUCACCUCUUUGCUGUUUGGUUAUAAAACUUGUACGGACUAUUACCUUGAUGCCAGUCCAGACAAUAAACUCCCCAAUACAGCAGUACCCAUCUUGUGUCUCAAUGCUGCUGAUGACCCCUUCUCCCCCCAACAUGCCUUCCCGUUGACCACAAUCCAGAGCCUGCCGAACGUUGCUUUGUUGUUGACGGCCCACGGUGGACACAUCGCCUUCAUGGAGGGGUUUUUCCCCCGGGGUGAGAGCUACAUGGAGCGCCUUUUUGGUCAGUUUGUUCAAGCUGUCUUUGAACACCCUAAGGACAUCAAGAAAGCCUGCGGCAUUAGGGAGGAGCAUAAGAGCUGAUCAUCUUUCACCCCGUCACUUUGUUUGUUCUCUGAACCUGAGUGAAUACAAUAAUGACUGCUAGCUGAGAAGAAUUUAAAGGUCACUGGCGUCAUAGCAGUAGAACAGCAAUUUACAAAAAUGAUUGCCCCACUUUGCAUGCUGUGAUCUUACCACAGAAAAUUGGUCCCCUCCAUGUUUGCACAGGGAAUGACCGACUGUAUUUUACCAUCAUAUUACCUCACUACAAAUAUGCUUAUCUACCUCCUCAUCGUCUCAGGUUCUCCUUUUAUUGAGCAAUCAACAAAGGUUUAAAGAAGUCUAGAACUCAUUUUUUAAGUAUUCAAGAAAUCUUGCAGCCAACUAAUAAGUGAAUGUCUAAUAAUAUUGUAUCAACACAAAAAACAAUAUAUACUAGUAGUACUAAUAUUAGUGUAUGAAUAAAUGAAUGUUUAUUUAAAAUAAAAAAGUCAAUAGACUCUAAAUAGCUUUUAAUCAUGUUGUUUUUCCCACAGGCCGUCCCAGUUGUACUUGGCGCACAAUUAGAAAAUGAGUGCUUGGAUUUUAGGAAGUAUUUGAAAUUGUUAUUUAAAUUAGAACAGUUAUACAGAUAUACUUUUUGUUUUGCCUCAUAAGCUACUUUGGUUUGGUGUAACAUUCCUUUAAGGACUAUACUUCCCCACAUUUUAGCCUUGCAUGCAUACUUUGCAUACAAUUUCUCAGUUUAUACCAUACAGUGAGGUAAUCCUGCCAACAGUUCAGUUGUCAGAACUGUCGGUCUCAACCUGAAAACAGCCACACACCAGGAAUGAACAUAUCUGCUAUGAAGAAAAGACUUAUGGAAUUGUAAUAUAGAAUUCUCAUCUGAGUUUUUGAUUUUAAAACAAAAUCUAAAAUGUAAAAGUAUUGUAUGCUUGUAUAUGCUUUUGAAGUGUACAGGUAAAAUGUAAAUUAUGCAGUACAUCAAAUGCGACUGAGCAAAAAACAAUGUAAAAAGUACUUGGGGUAUUUGCACCUGCAGUCAAUAAUUUAAUAGCGAGUGGUUCUGAAUUUGUAUGUGUUGUAAUCUGCCUUUGUUUGUCACUGACGCACUUUUUUGUUAAGGUAAUGAGUGAUAGAUAAAAGAAUGUCUGUCACAUCUGUAUUGUGGCCACCUUCAUUCCACAUGAUUAUUUUUGAUAUGUACUUAUAGAAGGUAAUUGUGUAUUUAUAGAAGGUUGUGUGUGUGUGAAUUAGUCAAGAAUCUGUAGGUUUUUAAUUAUGUGUGUGUAUCACCAGUAGGGCACUGAUGAUACACACACCAUUUUAUGAUGCCAAUACCAAGAUAUUUUCCCCCAGAAGCUACAGUUGUUUGACUCUAAAUGUGACUCAAGAUUAUUGCAGCAUAUGUUGCUAAUUGUGGGCUUAUUGCGUUUUAUUUGCUCUUCAGCUGCUUGCAGAUGUUCACCACUUUCACUUGCCUUUGACUGCUGUGUGUUUUUUAAUGGACAAAUGUUUAUUUUCUGUUUAAGUUUAACUUCUGUACUAUAUGAGCUAUAACCACAAUCACGGUGUGUUUGCACUGUCAGUUAAGAUUCUUACCCUUCACCUGAAAGAACUUUGUGCAUUAUGAACUAUCUAUUUGUUUUUUUUGUGUAUUGAAUUACACUUGAAUUAAAGAGUGACAAUAA